This is a messenger RNA of Ipomoea nil (Japanese morning glory), 3999 nucleotides long. RefSeq lists its product as uncharacterized. NCBI's taxonomy places the organism in Eukaryota, Viridiplantae, Streptophyta, Magnoliopsida, Solanales, Convolvulaceae. The coding region runs from base 1 to 3999 and encodes 1332 amino acids. The record is from RefSeq and is a predicted model, not a curated record. The transcript is spliced from 4 exons. Gene Ontology annotation, molecular function: nucleic acid binding; RNA-DNA hybrid ribonuclease activity.
AUGGCUAAGAAUGAGGGAGAUAAUCAGCAGACACCUUCCGACACCACUCCUAAUCCGAUCACUAAUGCUAGCCACCAACAAGAUCUUCCGGCGAAUCAACAAUCCUUAGCCGUGCCAAACCAACAUCAACCUGCCACCGAUAAGUCUAUUUCGUCGCCAAGAUCCACAACACAUCCAGCUUUUGUGGCUGCUAAACCCCGCUAUAGGCCCCGGGUGAUCGUGACCAGGAAGAACUCAGACCAUGCAGCCAAGAAAAACAAUCGCCCACAAAAAACCAGAAUGGCGCCAAUCGACAAAGAGGCAACAAGUUUUCGUCGUUGGCGAACCUUGAUGAUCAAGCCACUGUUAGCGCUCAGGCUCCUCCUCCACCGGUUCCAGAUGCUUCUGAGUUUGGAAACAUGCCAGUGGGGUAGUGAUGUAAUCAAUAAUUUCAGUCUGCAAAAAUUUAGUGAUGCAGUUUCUAUGUGCGGGCUCUUCGACCCGGGGGUGUCGGGAAACAAAUUCACCUGGUGCCGUUAUGUGGGGAAUAGAGUCACUCAGCUUCGUCUCCUGGAUAGGGUUCUCUGGAAUAUGACUGCCCAAUUAUCCUUCCCAGAGGCAAAAGUUGUGACCCUCCCGAGGUUGCAUUCGGAUCACAAUCCCUUAAUGUUUAAAGACUCGGCGGGGGAUCCGCCAAAUCGGGAACUCUGCCCUUUCCGGUUUGAAGCGGCUUGGCUAUCCAGAAAUGACUAUGAAUUGAUUUGGAAGGCUGCUAGUAUGUUGGAGGACCGUAACAUUGAUGCCAUCAUCUCAGACCUGAUCACGCAGAGCAAACAGUGGAAUAAGGAUGUUUUUGGAAAUAUUUUCAAGAACAAAAGACAGAUGGAGGCGAGAAUUUGGGGCAUUCAACAACAUCCUAAAUUUAUGAUCUCCGGGAAUUUACAGGCGCUAAAUAAAAAGCUCACUACUGAGUUCAGUCUUCUCCUGGACCAGGAAGAGACUUUUUGGCACAAAAAGUCUAGAAUGGACUGGACUAGGGAUGGAGACAGAAACACCCGUUUCUACCACAAUUCAGCGAUGAUUCGAAGAAAUAAAAACAGGAUUAGGUUCCUCAAGAUUCAAGGCAAUUGGUCAAAUGAUCCUCUUCUUUUGGCUGACCACAUUACCUCUUUCUUCUCCAAUCUCUUUGAAGAAGUAGCUACGGACAGCAGGGUCACGAUGGUUCCGGUCACAGGUACCCAAAAAAUCUCCCCAAUCGAAGCAAGAUCCUUAUUAAAAGUUGCUUCUAGUGAAGAAGUUAGAAAAGCUGUCUUUGGUAUGAAGAAGUUUGGAAGUCCCGGCCCAGAUGGUAUUCCGACGGCCUUCUAUCAAAAGUUUUGGGAGCAUAUUGGGUCACCAGUUACUAUCAUGGCUUUCAUCACGCUCAUACCCAAGAAGGAGGUUCCGGAAACCGCUGCAGACUUUCGCCCCAUUACUCUCCUAAAUGUGGCUUUCAAGAUCAUCUCCAAAGUCCUUGUCAAUAGGCCGAGGCCAAUUAUGUGCCGUAUUAUUGGUCCAUAUCAAAACAGCUUCCUCCCGGGCCGCUCCACUAUGGAUAACAUCAUUCUUACACAGGAAGUGAUUCAUACGAUGAACAUGAAGAAAGGUCGUAAGGGCUUGAUGGUGGUUAAAAUAGAUCGCCAUAAAGCCUACGACAGUGUUAGCUGGUCUUUCUUGAAGGACACCCUAAUUGAGUUUGGGUUCCCUACUAGCCUGGUGCAGCUCAUCCUUUUCUCGCUGGAGAAUAGUGACAUUUCCAUCUUAUGGAAUGGGGGACGUCUCCCUUCGUUCGCCCCGGGUCGUGGCCUCUGGCAAGGCGAUCCUUUGGCUCCCUAUCUUUUCAAUCUUGUCAAGGAGAGGCUGGCGUUUGACAUUCAACAAGCGGUUAACUCUGGACAAUGGAAACCCGUCAAUGUCUCUCGAGGUGGUAUCGGUAUUUCUCAUCUCUUUUUUGCAGAUGAUCUGAUGCUCUUCGGUGAAGCCACGGAGUGUCAAGCCAAGAUUAUGAUGGAGUGUCUCAACAAUCUUUCGGCAACCUCCGGUCUUAAGGUAAAUCAGUCUAAAUCCCAGAUCUUCUGUUCUAAUAAUACCAAUGCAGAGUUGAAGAGAAAAAUUGGCGAGAAAAUGGGGAUUCCUAUAUAUCUAAACUUAGGGACCUACCUCGGGAUUCCCUUACUUCACAAGCGUGUUUCCCAUAACACUUUCUUUAGUGUCAUUGAUAAAAUGAGGAAGAAGUUGGCUACCUGGAAAGCCAGUGCCCUUAGCAUGGCUGGCCGAAGGGUCUUAGUCCAGACGUCCCUUGCUACGACCCCAACCUAUGCGAUGCAAUACAUGCGACUGCCGGUAAGUACUUGCAAUUCCAUAGAUAAAAUUUGCAGGAACUUCUUGUGGGGUCAUUCGAAAGACACUAGGAAAAUUCACACAGUCAGCUCGGACAACGUUUGCAUGCCUCGGGAAUGUGGUGGUCUUGGACUUCGUCAAGCCAAAAAUUGCAAUAUGGCUUUCCUUUCCAAAAUGGCUUGGCAAGUAACAACCAAUCAGAAUAAACUGUGGGUCAAAGUCCUUAAAGAAAAAUACGUUAAAGAUUCCAGCUUCCUUAACGCUACAGCAACCACAAACUCCUCUUGGCCGUGGAAAAGCAUCAUUAAGGGCGCCAAGUCUCUUCGAAGUGGUAUCAGGUGGAAGGUGGGGAAUGGCAACUCUCUUAACUUCUGGCAUGAUCACUGGAUGGGCUCGGGACCAAUCAGCUCCUUACCUAACGUUACUAUCCCUCUGGACGCCCAUGCGACAACUGUAGGGUGCAUGAUCACGAGAGAGAAUACCUGGGAUAUUAACGCUAUCCAAACGUUACUGUCGGCAGGAAUCGUCGAGGCCAUUCGAGCAGUCCCGCUUAGUUACGCCGCAACGCAGGACGAUGCCAUAACUUGGCCUCACUCAGGUACGGGUUCCUUUACUGUUAAUUCGGCUCAUGCUUUGAUUGCAGGUUACCAUGACGAACCCACCAACCUUGGGUGGGUGUGGACCCUAAAGUGUAAGGAGAAGAUCAAGAUGUUCCUGUGGAAAAUGAUGAACAAUGGGCUCCUAAUCAACGAGGAAAGACAGAGACGCGGUCUGGCAAUAGAUGGCAAUUGUCCGAGGUGUGUUGAUGUCAGCGAAUCCUUGGACCACGUUUUCCGUCGCUGUGACAAAGCGGUGGAUUGCUGGAACAUUGCUGGAGCACCAGCCUCCUUCGAUCCAUCAGCCAUCACACCUCUGCAGACUUGGGUGCGGCUUAAUUGUGUUGGGCAGGAGGGAAACACGUUAGGCAUACCCUGGAACGGUCUCUUCCCACACGUCCUCUGGAACCUAGCCUUUAGAUCGCCAGAAAUGAGUUUAUCUUCAACACCAAAGAUGUCGGGGCAACAGAUAUUAUCAGACGGGCAAAAGCUGGAGCCGAGGAAGCCAGGAGGUACCUUUUCAGACUUGCGGAUAUGGGAGGGGGCACGCACAAAUGGAUUCACUAGACACCUCCUUCGCAAGACUGGCUUAAAAUUAACACGGAUGGAGCUCAUUCGAGAUUGGCAUGGUAGAUGGAUCACUGGGUUCUCUACUAAAAUAGGCCCGACCAACAGCUUUAUUGCUGAACUCUGGGCAAUGCGCGAGGGGCUACGCCUUGCAAAAAGCAGAGGUUUCAAUAAGAUCGUGGCAGAAUCUGAUUCGGAAGCGCUAGUGCAAGCCAUCCUUAACUGCUCGGGGUCUAGUCCGGAAGCCGAUACCUUAAUCCUUGGCUGUAAGAACCUGAUGACGAGCUUCCAAGCUUGCCAGCUCAUCCAUGUCCUACGAGAAGGAAACCAAUGCGCAGAUUUUCUGGCCAACCUGGGCCAGAACACUACUUGGGGGACUACGGUUUGGCCGCAACCACCGGAUGGCUUAAACAAUCUCCUGCUCGUGAUAGCCAUUCUGUGGCCACUAGAAGGAUCUCUUAAAUUUCUGGAGCAUUAG